This is a messenger RNA of Drosophila bipectinata, 274 nucleotides long. RefSeq names its product Enhancer of split m6, Bearded family member (gene E(spl)m6-BFM). The record is from RefSeq and is a predicted model, not a curated record. Lineage: Eukaryota; Metazoa; Arthropoda; Insecta; Diptera; Drosophilidae.
UGCGAGUCAGCGCGACAAGAACUCUAAUUCGAAAAGUGAAUAAUCUAAAAAAACUCAAAGCCAUGUCGAAGGUUAAGAAUCUAUUGGCCAAAAUGCUCCAGCGUUUCGGCAAAAGCACCUCAAAUAACGACAGUCAGAGGUACGACAGCCUGGAGGAGAUAGCUCAAAAUCAGGCCAACGAGCGGAUGCUGAGAGAGAUUGGAGGAGUGGAGGAUCAUUUGGUUAUUUGCUUGGAGACGGCGGCGGGCAGCUUCUAUUGGCAUUCGCAGUAGCA